GCAUUUAUGGAAAACUUGUUGCACUGGAAGAUUAAAGACAACUGAUGUUUGUCAGGACUGUCGGAUAGCCCAGAAAUUCCGGAUUGGAGUGGAGUUGAGAUUCCGGAAGAUGCUGGUGUUAGGCAAAGUGGUUGUUCGAACAGUUUGUUUGAACUCCCACCGAAUUUGUUUGAUGGAGAUCUCCUUGAUCUCAAAGAAUUUGAAGAGUUUUGUCUAGACAAAUCUGAAUUUUCAAAUGUAAAAGAAAAAGAUGUGAUCAAGGAAAAUAUUCAAGAUGAGAGUACUGCUUCUGUUCCUCUGCAGAAUUUUACUACUGCUGUGAAUCAACCAGAAGAAACUAAGAUAGGAAAAGAGAUCCAAACAAGAUGGGGGAGAAAGCAAGACGAAAUCCUAUUCAAAACUAUUAGAGAGAUGGAGCAACAACAGAUUAUUACUCUAGAUGAACUUCUAAAUUGGGAUCAUACUUUGACACUUAAGGACAAUGAGGCUAUCCAAGAGCUAUGUAUCAGGUCUCAAUGGAAAGCUCAUCCUGGUAAACUCCUAACAAGGAUACAGUCAUUGUCUAAGCAUGAGUUCUCUUUCAGAGAAAUUAAGAAAUUAAAGCAAAUUCUUAGGAGAAAAUAUAAUUAUAAGAAUAUUGAUUAUAACGAGGUGAUCUAUGGGUUCCCUGGAAAGUCGAUGGCUGCACUCAAGAAAAUGAUUAAUCAGAUCAAGGAUUCAUUCAAGAAUCAAAGUUUAUGAGAUUUGAAGGGCAAGCGCAAGUGGAGGAAACAGAGGAAUUAAAAUAUUAAUUUCCAUAAUAAGUUUAUGACG
Molecule: messenger RNA, 813 nt
Organism: Moneuplotes crassus
Lineage: Eukaryota; Ciliophora; Spirotrichea; Euplotida; Euplotidae
Source: the annotation of a GenBank genome assembly